AUGGAAGAAGAAAGUCUGGGAGAAGAUCUUACUGUGGUUCAGGUGAACUUUGACGCUGAUGAAAUGGAGGGCUACGUGGAAACAAUAAAUACGCUUGAGGGUCUGGGUUCUUACACUUACCACUUAAGAAAUCUUGAUCUGGACCUUGCAAAUAGAACUACUCCACCAGCUAAGCCUUCUAUUCUAGAGGAGGACAGAAAGUCGAGUGUUGAACAACAGCGGAGAUUGAACCAUAACAUGCAAGAGGUUGUGAAAAAAGAGUUCAUAAAUUUCUUAGAUGUUGAGGUAGUGUAUCUGAUUGCAGGCAGCAAAUGGCAUAUUUGCAUGGACUAUAGGAAGCUGAAUACAACCACUUGUAAAGACCACUUUUCCAUGCCGUUCAUAGAUCAGAUACUGCAUAGGCUGGCUGGGAGGAUGUCAAUCUUUUCUGACAUGGUAGAUGACAUCUUGGAGGUAUUUAUGGAUGAUUUCUCUGUUGUGGGCGAUUCAUUUGAUGAUUAUCUUGACCAUCUGGGUCAAUACCAAAAGGCAUUUGAUGAAUUGAAGGAGCGUCUCACUUCUGCUCCUGUUAUCGUUACUCCUAAUUGGUCCCUGCCUUUUGAGUUGAUGUGUGAUGCGAGUGGUUUCACGAUAGGUGCUGUGCUUGGCAAGAGACACAAUAAAAUUAUGCACCCGAUCUACUAUGCUAGUGGGACUAUUAAUGCGGCGCAAAUGAACUACAUUGUGUCUGAGCAAGAGAUGCUUGCUAUAGUGUCUGCUUUUGAGAAGUUUAGAUCUUAUUUGUUGGGGGCCAUGAUUGUGGUGUACACAGAUCAUGCUACGUUGAGAACCUGCGCUGAUAAUAUUAUUCGGCGUUGUAUUCCAGGGAGUGAGGUUUUGGAGAUUUUGCAGGCUUGCCACGACUCUUCUGUUGGGGGACAUCAUAGUGGUACGAGGACUGCUGCAAAGGUUCUUGAAUGUGGUUACCAUUGGCCUACUCUCUUUCAUGAUGCUAAUUUGAUGGUACGUUCUUGUGAUCAGUACCAACGACAGGGGAAUAUUAGUAGGAGGCAAGGGAUGCCUAUGAACUUGGUAAUGGAAAUUGAGGUAUUCGAUGUUUUGUGGAUUGAUUUUAUGGGGCCCUUUGUAAGCUCUUCUGGCAUGAAGUACAUCUUGGUGGCUUUUGACUAUGUUUCUAAAUGGGUACAAGCGGUGGUUUUACCUGAUAACGAAGCCAAGAGUGUGAACGGGCAAAGGGUGAAGCAUUACUAUGGUUGCAUUUUGGGGGAUAAAAUUGUCGAUCGAUAUCGGUUGAAGCAUCUGGGAACGAAUCCUGACCCAGAGUUUUAG
This is a messenger RNA of Lycium barbarum (goji berry), 1329 nucleotides long. RefSeq lists its product as uncharacterized. The transcript is spliced from 8 exons. Gene Ontology annotation, molecular function: nucleic acid binding. The coding region runs from base 1 to 1329 and encodes 442 amino acids. Lineage: Eukaryota; Viridiplantae; Streptophyta; Magnoliopsida; Solanales; Solanaceae. The record is from RefSeq and is a predicted model, not a curated record.